CCAUUUUAAAGCGGAGGGUUGAGGAUUGUCAGUAAACAGAAUGAAACCUACAAUGAACCAGUCAGACACCAGACGUGUUUUGGCAAUAUUUGUGGCUGCAUCGAGUACUCUAUAUGCAGCAGCAUGUCCAGAGAACCAUUUCCAAGUUCAAGAAACCCUGUGCUGCUUGAACUGCCAAAAUGGUGAGUAUGUUGCUCGCAACUGCUCUGAAGGACCCAGAGGCCACAUUGCUGUAUUAUGUAAUCUAUGCCGCAGAUGUGAAGAAAUUGGAGAGAUUACUGUUUCCAAUUGCACACGGUUUUUAGACACACAGUGUGCCCCCAUACACAUGAAAGAGAUAACCUUGUAUGGUUGCUCACCUGUGAUAGCCGCUGUUGUCCUUCUGGCUGUGUUUCUGGCAGCCUGCUUAUUUAGCAGAAUCAGUAAAUCAGGUGAAUCUAAUGGAGGCUCUGCAGGAGAGACAUUGAAUAUUUCCAUAUAAAAGAUUCAGAGAGUCUGAAGAAAAUUUUAAAUCAGGAAAAAGGCCAUCAUCAAAUACUGUAUAUCAUCAUUCAAAGAUUAAUUAAAAUGAGAAAUACUGCAGUAAUUUUUUUUAUA
Carassius auratus (goldfish) is the source of this 597-nucleotide messenger RNA. RefSeq names its product CD27 antigen. Lineage: Eukaryota; Metazoa; Chordata; Actinopteri; Cypriniformes; Cyprinidae. Gene Ontology annotation, molecular function: protein binding. The transcript has 7 exons. The coding region runs from base 41 to 481 and encodes 146 amino acids. The record is from RefSeq and is a predicted model, not a curated record.